Chara braunii is the source of this 3764-nucleotide messenger RNA. Lineage: Eukaryota; Viridiplantae; Streptophyta; Charophyceae; Charales; Characeae. The record is from the annotation of a GenBank genome assembly.
GGCUUGGAUGAGUCAGCAUUGCCUGACCAAAUGAAAGUACUGAAGAAGAAUAUGUUGUCGUUGCAUGCGCACGUGGACAGCAGAUUAGACUUCAUGCAGAGCACUCUUGACCAGAUCCUGGAUGUUCUGACAAGGCCAGGAUUUAGGCCACCAGCACAGUCGCCGUUGCCGUUAACGGCGAUGUCAGGCCCCUUUCCAGUUCAAGCUAGCACACAACCAAGUGGCACGUCUGCAGCAGCUGCACAGACUGUUGCGUCUUCUUCUUCGGGUCCAGCGGUGGGAGCUACACCACCUCAACAACCUGUUCCUCAACAGGGACAGCCGCAAGGUCAGUGGUAUCCUAGGACCCCAAUGAAACUGCCUCUUGCCUUCUCAGGCGAGAGGAAGGACGAAGAACUCAUCACUUGGUUGAGAACAAUCCCGGUUUGGGUGAAGAAGAAGAGGACCUUGCCAGAGGAGGAGGUGAUUACUGUUGCAUCUUACCUUGAGGGUGAGGCAGCCAAAUGGCUAGAUGGUAUAGUUUCAAAGGUCGGGUAUGGACGACGUAUGGCGGACUGGGCUCAGUCUAUUACCUUGGUAGAAGCUCGCUGGCACAAUCCUCAACAGACACAAAUAGUCACUGAUGCGAUCAACAGACUAGACCAACGAAAGUAUAAGUCAGUCAGAGAGCUCACGACUACCAUAGAGAGCCUUAUCGUCGUUCCAGGCAUUAUGACUACAUUUGUUAGAUGUCUUCCAGAGAACCUCAGGAACUUGCUGGCCAGCGAGGCACGCCUUGAGUAUCACUCCUUUGAGACGUUGUCUAGGAAAGCCUUAGAUUUGGAGGCCACUCUAGGAAACGCUCAACCUUCUCAGAGUGAUGCGAAGAAGAAGAAGAGUCCCCAGGAAUGGAAGAAGAAGGGGGCCAAGUUGAUGAUGGUUGAGUCCGAUGGGACUCAAACGGAGAUCGACGAGCUCACAUACCUGGUGGACUAUACAGAGUACGACGGCGACGAGACCGCUGAGGGUAGCACCCUCGCCGCAAUAGUAAAGGCUAAGGCAGGUGGCCGAGGGAAGGGCCAACCAAAGAGUCAAGGGAAGGCCGCCUCCAAUCAAACCAAAGUGGCUGAUUGGGUCAAGGCAGGUCUUGAUCAAGACGUGUGGCGGGACCGCCGAGUGCGUGGCGCUUGUAUAAACUGUGCCUUCGAAGAUCUGGAAAGCGAGUGGUCAAACAAGGACCCUCGCGAGUCUUGGGUGGCGCUAAGGAAAGGUCCUAGAGGGGAACAUUUCGUGGUGGAAGUCGAUGUAGGAGGCCGCAAAUGUGGUGCCUUCAUAGACAUUGGCUCCACGCGGAAUUACAUAAGUCGCGACUGUUUGGAAAGGCUGCACCUACAGGAGCGGGUACGGCACCUUAGUAGACCUGUAGCAUAUACUUUGGCCAACAAGGAGCGCAUGAUAGUAACAGACUAUAUCAAGGACGUAGUCUGUACCUUCUCCUAUGGAGGAGGAGAACUUAAUCAUAAGAUUUUGUUCUUGGUUAGCGACGACUUACCAUUCGACAUGUUGUUAGGCAUGUACUACCUUGAGGUUGCUAAGCCCCAGUUCGACUGGGAUAUGAAGGGGCUCAAACGUAAGUUGCCCGAUGGCAGAACUGUCAGAUUGACUAAGUUCAAAGCCAGUAGCAUUAUAGAUACCUAUGGUUGCUUGUGUGCAUCAUCGUUCUACAAUUACUAUAAGCAAAACCAAGAGGAGGGUAUGUACCUAGUGUAUGUCUCUGAGAAAGGGGAGGCCGUUAAAACACCCGCAGAGAUAGAACACGUCGUUGCGAAGUUCCCUGAUCUGUUCGAGGAGCCUACGGGGGUCGUAGAAAGGGAAGUUGUUCAUGCUAUAGAAAUCAUCCUAGGGAAUAAGUUUGUCGUGGUAUACAUUGACGACAUUCUGAUCUUUAGUAAGUCUGCCGAGGAGCACACACAGCACGUUGAGACUGUACUUUCACUCCUGCGACAGCACAAGUAUAAGGUCAACCUAGAGAAGUGUGAGUUUGGUCGCACUAAGAUACUAUACUUGGGUCAUGAAGUAUCCGCGGAAGGGAUUAGGCCGGAGGAUGCGAAGGUGGCUAGCAUUCGAGACUGGCCACGACCUCAGACUGUCACUGAGGUCAGAUCUUUCUUAGGAAUGUGCGGCUACUAUAGGAACUUCGUAAAGAACUAUUCUANCUGGCCACGACCUCAGACUGUCACUGAGGUCAGAUCUUUCUUAGGAAUGUGCGGCUACUAUAGGAACUUCGUAAAGAACUAUUCUACAGUCGCCUCUCCUUUGACAGAUCUAACUCGACUUGACACGCCGUGGGACUGGAGUGAUGAGUGCGAGGGUGCUUUCAAGCGAUUGAAGCAUGCACUCAUGAAUCAUGAAGUUCUCAUGGUUCCCGAUCCUAAGAAGCCAUUCAUAGUGACCACUGACGCAAGCCAAUACGACAUUGGCGCAGUGCUGGCUCAACAGGAUGGGAAAAAGUUGAGACCGAUUGAGUACAUGAGCAAGAAGAUGCCAUCGAAGACACUGGCGAAGUCCACCUAUGAAAGGGAACUCUAUGCUCUAUAUAAAGCACUUGUCCAUUGGAGACACUUCCUUUUGGGAAGGUUCUUCUACUUGAGGACUGAUCAUCGAACCCUCAAAUGGAUCAAGACUCAACCGGCUCUUUCUGACGCACUCAAGCGAUGGAUUGAGGUCAUAUAUCAAUACGACUUCAAGCUUGAGUAUCUGAAGGGAGAGUACAACAAGGUUGCAGAUGUGCUAUCAUGUAGGGCAGACUACCUAGGUGCGCUAGUUUCUGACUUUGGUGUAUCUGAUGAAGUAAAUCAAUCGUUGGUGGGAGCCUAUCAGGAAGACCCUGUCGCGAUGGACAUCAUUCGCAAACUUCAGGCAAAAGACAAGGUCACAGAGAGACAGAGUGUCUCCAUGGAUUUCAUGGACACCCUAGUGACCAGCAAGAGUGGCAAGAGGCACAUAUUCGUCAUCAUCGAUCGAUUCACCAAAUACGCUAGACUAGUUGCAAUGCCAGAGACCGCAAGGACUGACCAUGUCAUCAAGUUGUUCAAGGAUAACUGGGCUGUCAGUUUUUAUACGGCUUCUAGCCCUGUCAGCUUCCGUGUGAAGCUGCCCGACUACCUACGCCAAGCUCGUGUGCACAAUAUCUACCACAUCUCGUUACUGCGUCCCUAUCGCAGACCGUCUGAGCGUUUCGCAGGACGACCAUACGGGCGCCCUCCACCCAUCGUGGUGGACGGCCACGAGGAGUUCCUCGUUUCAGACAUCAUUGGUCAUCGAGUCACCGACGACAAUCCUCCUCACGUCGAGUAUCUCGUACGUUGGAAGGGUUACCCUGAUGAGGAGGCUAUCUGGGAGCCCCUCGAGCGCUUGCAGCACGCUCGCAUGUUGGUGCGUGCCUAUGACCGUGCUCAUCGUGAUGGGCUGACUGCUCCUCCUCAGCCUACUGACCCUCCUUCUCCCUCGGCUGAGGAGACCGCUGAAGUCGAGCCUACUCCUUCUGAGGCAGAUCUUCAACAACAGUCGGAUGCUUCUGAGCGUCCACAACACAUUCAUCGUCGUCCUGCUCGAUACGACGAUUGACUAUGACUUAUCUUCCCAUGUGUUUGACUUCUCAAUACUCCAUCCACUCCAGUUUUGCCACUUCAGCUCAUCGACGUUGCGGUGUCGAGCGCAUCGUCCCUCGCACGAACGAGGGCCCUCCCGGCCAUGUCACGCAGGAGUAAAAUCAUAAACAAACU